Molecule: messenger RNA, 1845 nt
Organism: Candidula unifasciata
Lineage: Eukaryota; Metazoa; Mollusca; Gastropoda; Stylommatophora; Geomitridae
Source: the annotation of a GenBank genome assembly
AUGCCCAUCAUUAGUAAACUGUUUUUUAGUGUUUCCAUUGGGCUGUCUGGAAUUGGAUAUAUAGCUCUUGAUGUGACACAUUAUCGAACUAAUCCAGACCAGAGCUUUCUGGAUGCAGCAAAGCACUAUGUGGUUCUCCGCAGCAUGGCCAUAUAUGGAGAGCUGAUGAAAAAUAAGUUGGAAGAAGCAACUAGAAAUAUAAAGAAGGCACAAACAGAUUUUCUGAUGAAUCAACUACAGGCCAACUUGGAUACAGAAUACAGCAGAGAAAUGAAGCUGGAUGAGGUGAGAAGUGUCAAGGAUUUCCUGAGGACUCACCCCCUGACCACCUACUCAGACUACUCAAAAAACAUCAGCAGAAUGAUGAGUGGGGAGAAGAAAGUGCUCACAUCCAGCUCUGUUGACAUCUUUGCUGUCACAUCUGGCACGUCUGGUGCUAGUAAUAUUAUUCCUGCAGUGUCGAAACAGACAAGAAUAUUUUUUUCACAAGGUGUGUCGGUGAUGCUCCGAUGCAUGCUGGAUGCCUACCCAAACACCAAGCAUUUGAAUAAAGUGUUCAGGAUAUUCUACACCCCAAACUGGCGCUACACCAUGGAUGGUGUACCAAUAGGACCUAAUGCACCAUCACCCGACAGGUCCACCUGGCUUCAUCACAUGUACACAACACCAUCAGCUGUCUAUGAGAUCAGGUCCGAGCCACCAGCUCUGUACCUCUACCUCCUGUUUGCCUUACUGGACCCACAUGUGGGAAUGAUAGAAGCCAAUUUCUCCACUGGGAUCUUCAAUGCAUUUGCUACCUUGGAGCUGAAGCUUGCACAGCUCACCACAGACAUUGAACUUGGGAGAAUAGACCCUGACUUGAAAAUUGACCACGUUCUAAGGAAAAAACUCAAUAGUUUGCUGGUACCAAACCCAAAACGAGCCAAUGAAAUCAGAGAGGCAGCAGAGUUGGGCAAAGACAAUUUGGCACAGAGGAUAUGGCCAGAGCUCUGUCUUCUGAUAGCUGCAGAUACUGGGACAUUUGAUUUAUAUGCUACGAGGCUGCGAGAAAGUUAUUGUAAAGGUGUGCCACUGUACUCACCUCUGUAUGCUGCAUCCGAGGGCUUGCUGGGGAUCAACAUCUGGCCUAAAGAGCUUCCUUCUCACUACCUGCUUCACCCCCAUGCUCAGUUCUUUGAGUUUAUCCCUGAGCACAACAUGGAUGAGGAGCAGCCUAACACUUACCUCAUGCACCAGGUAAAGGAAGGCUCCACCUAUGAACUAGUUAUCACCAAUCCGAGUUGUUUGUACCGCUACAGGUUUGGGGAUGUUGUAAAAGUGGUUGGCUUCCACAAUCAGUGCCCAGUUGUUGAGUUUAAAUACAGAAAAGGUCAGUUCUUAAAUGUCAGAGGAGAGAAAGUAUCGGAAGCCUUAUUCUACGAAAUCUUGAAGGGCACGAUUACAAAAAUUUGGAAAGAUAUCAAACUGGCAGACUAUUGUUGCACAGAAAGCAAUAUAUUGGAUACAAUGGAUGUCCCUGACAAAUAUAAAACAUCACAGCCUUGUUACCAUGUCUUUGUGGAGCUGGAGAAUGAUGAUGGCAGUAAGGAGGUUCGCUCGGUGUCCUCAGCACAAAAGAAAAUGCUUGAUGACGCCUUGAUGGUACAUUCACAUCUGUACUCAUCAUUUCGAUAUAAGGGCACCAUUGAUCCUGUGCAGGUUCAUGUAGUUGAAAGAGGUUCCUUCUUAGCUCUACGACGCUUUAUAUUAGAACAACCAACAGCGGCCUCUAACCAAUAUAAAGUUCCUAGAGUGCUCAGGAAACAGGAAGCUGUGAAGUUUAUACUGGACAGGGUGGUGGAGUAG